Rhineura floridana is the source of this 2103-nucleotide messenger RNA. It is a transcript of the gene KMT5C, whose product is annotated as lysine methyltransferase 5C. Bases 260 to 2011 code for a protein of 583 amino acids. NCBI's taxonomy places the organism in Eukaryota, Metazoa, Chordata, Lepidosauria, Squamata, Rhineuridae. The transcript is spliced from 9 exons. Gene Ontology annotation, cellular component: nucleus. The record is from RefSeq and is a predicted model, not a curated record. Gene Ontology annotation, molecular function: protein binding; histone H4K20 methyltransferase activity.
AGGCACAAUGGAGGCACAAGGGGAGAAGGGCGGGGGCUGCUUUUGAUUGAUGGCUGAGGCUGCCCAACGGCGCGUCGUGGGAGCGGGUCCGGGGAGUGACAGGCUUUCAAAGGGGCAAAUGGCGCGUGGCGUGAGGCGGGCGCGCAUGGCGUGAGGCGGGCGCAGCAGCAACAGUAACGGAGAAGAGUAAGAAACAGAACGCUCGAGUGGGUAGGAAUGUUGGUAGCAGGGCUGAGUACAGCAUGAUUCUGGAAAGAAGAUGGGCUCUACUCGUGUGACUGCAAAGGAGCUAUGUGAGAAUGAUGAUCUAGCCACAACACUAGUUCUUGAUUCCUGCCUCGGCUUUAAGACCCAUAAGAUGAACGUAAGCCCACUCCCAGCCAUCAGAAGAAAGCACCAUUUGCGGGAAGCAGUGGAGGCUUUCCGGAAGCGCAAGGACCUAGAAGUGGCAUACCAGGCCUUGAUGCAGGGCGGGUGGGCCUGCCAGUACUUUGCGAACCGGAGCCAUCAGCAGGAGGCUGCCUUCAAAACUCAUAUAUUUCGCUACCUUCGCAUUUUCCUUCCUGAGAGUGGUUUUGCCAUCAAGCGCUGUAGCCGAUAUUCCCUGGAAAUCAAUGGUGCCCGUGUGGUCUCUACAAAAUCUUGGAAAAAGAAUGACAAGCUGGAGCUCCUGGAGGGCUACAUCGCAGAGCUGACAGAGCCAGAUGAGAGCCUCCUGCGGACUGGUGAAAAUGACUUCAGCAUCAUGUACUCCACAAGGAAACAGUGUGCCCAGCUAUGGCUGGGGCCUGCAGCCUUCAUUAAUCAUGACUGCAGGCCAAACUGUAAGUUUGUCCCAAUGGAUGGGAACACUGCCUGUGUCAAGGUGCUGCGGGACAUUGAGCCAGAUGAUGAGAUCACAUGCUUCUACGGCGACGGCUUCUUCGGAGAGAACAAUGAAUUAUGCGAGUGCUACACUUGUGAAAGGAAGGGGGAAGGAGCCUUCCGCCUCCUGAAUCAGACGCCUUCACAAUCUACCUCAAUCAAUGAGAAAUACUUACUCAGAGAGACAGAUGGCCGUCUGCAGCGGUGGAAACAUCAGUCGUGCAAGCUGGCCCAACGCAGUGUGAAAGUGGGACGCAAGACCCGACGCAGGAGGGCACGAUUACGUGGUGAGAUGUGUAAAGGUUCUCUACGCAGAUCUGCCCUUCGUUGGUACAUUAGGAUGCUAAGGCCUCUAUACAUCCCAUUGCACAACUGCUUGGCCUGCAGAGCACGUCAAUGCAAGCUCCGUAAGCAGCCGUUAGUGUAUCUGCCUCGCUGUCCUCCUCCUGUGUUUCCUGUAUCACAUCUCCGGCGCUCUUUGCGCAAAAAGGGUAGCCCCUUUGGGACCCAACGGAGCUGCUUCUUCUCAAGGACGUACAAUAGACCUGUGAGCCCGCACUGGGUAGACCAGAGCAAUUUGGUUGUGAAUCUUGGCAAGAGAAUUCCCCUGUAUUGGGUAGGGUUGCGCAGAGGAGCAGUGCAUGGGAUUGGUGGGAGAGAACUAAAUAAUAGUGGCAAGGCAGAGUUUAGUCAGGGCGCUGUGGAACAUCACACAGGAAAUGGGGAGAGCCCAGCUGAGAUCACAGGGGCCCAUGGAUCAGGAUCUGGGGCACCAUACUCGAGGGAGCAAGGGCCCCUUGGCUCUUCAGACCCUUCUUCCUCCAGCCAGCUCCUGUGCAGAACAAGGAGCAUGACCCGGCGGCAAGCUCAGGUUUUGCCCAAACCCCAAGUCUCACUACCAGAUGUAGAUCCCAAGCUUUCUCAGUAUGCUCAUGUCCGCCUGGAGAGCCCCCUCUUUGGAGGCAGGCAGCGCUGGCAGCAGCCCCCUCCAGACAAGAUGGAGAAGGAGCAGGCAGAGGAGCAACAGCCUCCAAAGCGAAUGGUUUCCUUCCCCCCUUUUGUGCCACCCAAGCGGCUUCGACUGGUCGUGAGCCAUGGCUCCAUCAACCUUGAAGUGGCUUCCAGUUCCUGUGAGGAGUUGUCUUGAUGUGACUGGUGUCCAUGUGCUGAGAAGAGACCCUCCAGCUGCUUACUGCAUUUUGAUCUUUGAUAAACCAGGGCAAAACCCACCUACCAGAA